AUGGCUGAUGUGCAAGCAUUUACGAUGGAUGCGGGUCUUGGUGAUGUAGCAAUUCAUGGAUUGGAUGCCACUCGGCUCUUCGGAUCUGGCGACGGUUUAACUUACAGUGAUUUCCUAAUCUUGCCCGGUUUUAUCGACUUUACUCCUGAUGAUGUCUGCUUGGAAACUCAGCUCACGCGGAAAAUCAAGCUGCGAACGCCGCUUGUUUCUUCCCCGAUGGAUACUGUCACUGAAGGGGAAAUGGCAAUCGCAAUGGCUCUGUGUGGAGGAAUCGGUAUUAUUCAUAACAAUUGCUCAGUGGAUUUUCAAGCGGGAGAAGUUAUGAAGGUGAAGAAAUACAAGCACGGAUUCAUUCGUGAUCCCAUCGUCCUUUCUCCGAAGCACGUGGUUAAAGACGUGUUCGGAAUCAAGUCUCGACAUGGUUUUGCCGGCAUUCCGAUCACUGAUAAUGGACAACUUGGAGGGAAGCUGUUGGGGAUGGUGACUUCGAGAGACAUAGACUUUCUCUCACCGACUUCGCAACCACUUUCUGAGAUAAUGACGCCGUUUUCUGAACUGAUAACUGCCGUUUCGGGGGUAGCAUUGGAUGCCGCCUAUGAAUUACUUGAGCGGAGCAAAAAAGGGAAAUUGCCCAUCAUUGAUCAAAAUAACUGUCUCGUCGCUCUGAUUGCCCGCACAGAUCUGAAAAAGUCGAGGAAUUUUCCUCUCGCUUCCAAAGAUGCGAAUGACCAGUUGUUGGUUGGCGCCUCGAUCUCCACGCGUGAUGCCGAUAAAGUUCGACUUGAAGCGUUGGUCAAAGCUGGAGUUGAUGUUAUUAUACUGGAUUCAUCUCAGGGGAACUCAUCGUUUCAACUGGAGAUGAUAAAAUAUAUCAAAGCCAAGUACCCCGAACUCCAGUUGAUCUGCGGAAACAUCGUCACCGCGGCUCAGGCGAAGAACUUGAUAGAAGCUGGUGCAGAUGCGCUUCGAGUAGGAAUGGGCAGUGGAUCAAUUUGCAUCACGCAAGAAGUCAUGGCAGUUGGUAGGCCACAAGCAACGGCUGUGUAUAGAGUAGCUGAAUACGCCCGUCAGUUUGGCAUACCGGUGAUAGCGGAUGGAGGAAUCCAGUGUGUUGGACACAUAACGAAGGCUCUAUCUCUUGGCGCUUCUACUGUUAUGAUGGGAAGUUUGUUGGCUGGGACGACUGAGGCUCCGGGUGAAUAUUUCUUUUCGAACGGAGUUCGUCUAAAGAAAUAUCGUGGCAUGGGCAGUUUGGAGGCGAUGACUCGAGACGAUCACGGAUCUGAUGGUGGUUGCGGUCCGAUGGAACGAUAUUUUCAUAAGUAUGUCAGCUCUAUCAUAUAUACAUUUCUAUGCUUUGAGGUAUUCUAUAUUUCCAGGGACUCUGAUCAAGUCAAAAUUGCACAAGGCGUCAGUGGAAACAUAGUUGACAAAGGCAGUGUUCUGAGAUUUAUUCCGUACCUGAUUCGUGGGCUUCAGCAUGGUUGCCAAGAUAUUGGCGCCAGAUCGCUCAUGAAGCUCAGACAAAUGAUGUACAGCGGUCAGUUGAAAUUCGAGCGCAGAUCGCUGGCGUCACAAGUGGAAGGAGGAGUGCAUGGGUUGCAUUCGUAUGAAAAACGUUUGUUUUGA
Notodromas monacha is the source of this 1629-nucleotide messenger RNA. The record is from the annotation of a GenBank genome assembly. NCBI's taxonomy places the organism in Eukaryota, Metazoa, Arthropoda, Ostracoda, Podocopida, Cyprididae.